GUUCUAUAUCCGCUCACCUCCCCUAUAUAAGAAAAGGGGCGGCUGCUAUCUAGGUUGUAUCGCUGUCUGAUAAGCAGGUGGAAAGUUUACAAAGCUGAAAACAAGACCAAAUAAAAGAGAAAUUCCAACGACUAUCAUCCAAACUCAUUGACUUAGUGAGCACUGUACAUCUGCAUCAUGCGUCUUGUGAUCCAUGAUACCUACGAUCAGGUUUCCAUAUGGGCUGCAAAAUAUGUCCGUCGACACAUUUUGGAUUUUAAUCCUGGGCCUGAUAGACUGUUUACUCUUGGACUACCAACAGGUAGUACACCACUAGGCAUGUACAAAAAAUUGAUUGAGUUUUACAAGGCAGGAAAAGUAUCCUUUAAGUAUGUCAAGACAUUCAACAUGGAUGAAUAUGUAGGUUUGGAGAGGAAUCAUCCCGAAAGCUAUCACACCUUUAUGUGGGAAAACUUCUUCAAGCACAUUGACAUCAAUCCAGAGAAUGUCCACAUUCUGGAUGGGAAUGCUCCUGAUUUAGUCCAAGAGUGCAACAAUUUUGAGACUAAGAUUCUUGCUGCAGGGGGCAUUCAACUUUUCAUUGGAGGUAUUGGUCCUGAUGGUCACAUAGCAUUCAAUGAGCCAGGAUCUAGCCUAGUAUCUCGAACUAGAGUGAAAACACUGGCCCAGGAAACCAUCCAGGCAAAUGCUCGCUUUUUUGGAGGUGAUCUUUCUAAAGUACCCACUCAAGCUCUGACUGUGGGAGUUGGGACUGUGAUGGAUGCAAAGGAAGUGAUGAUUUUGAUCACAGGAGCCCAUAAAGCUUUUGCUCUUCACAAAGCCAUUGAAGAAGGUGUAUGUCAUAUGUGGACCGUCUCUGCCUUUCAGCAACACCCAUCCACCAUCUUUGUCUGCGAUGAGGACGCCACCAAUGAGCUACGAGUGCGUACAGUCAAAUACUUCAAGGGACUGAUGCAUGUGCACAACAAACUGGUAGAGGAUCCUGAAUAGUCCACAGCAGUUUUUUUCUUUGAAUCUCUUAUGAGGAGCUGGCUCUUUCUCUCCACGGUAUGGUAGCCUGUUUUGCCCUUAUCGUUCCUUCUUGCUUUUAAAGUGAUCUAACGAUUGGUUUAUGUAGCUUUUGCUAGUCGUUGCUGGCUCCUGGAUUUGUGAACAGGAUCUUUAUCUAUUUACAGAAUACCCAAUUCAAAAAAUUUGAUUAUUUAAAACUUUAUUUUUCAUUGUGAAAGAAGAGAAAGGCACACUGUAGCAAAGUUAGCUCUUAAAAAAUCGUAAAAAUUUCAUGCAUAAACACUUAUAAAAAAAAAUUAAAGCAGAUAGGACUAGUUUAACGAGUUAUCUUGAAUCAUCUAUCAUCCGCCCACAUUUUAAGGUAAAGGAGUAAUCUCUUUGGUGCCUAUGUGUGUAGCUGACAGCACAGUUAAGCACCAGGCAUUAAGACAUUGCCAGUUUUGUUACACUAAAUGAAACCCAUCUGUUGCAAGUCUUUGCCUUUUGACUGUGUCAUUUAUAACUUGUCUUCCCCUUUCAGUGUGUAUUGUACUCAUUAACCUGUAACAUGUGACAUAAAAUAGUAUUUUCUAUUCACAUGUGAUGACAACACAGGGACAACACACACAUUUUUUUAAAGAUUUAACUGGAGCAGAGAUCUAACAUUCUUGAAGAGUCUAGUUCACAAAUGUACUUUUGUCUUGCUUGGGAUAGUGGGUGACUGUAUGCUGUGAGACAUUGGGAAGCUGUGUAUGCUAUAAAUGCUUAUGGAAUACUGCUAACAGAUAAAGAACUAAGAUCAUGCAAAGUGAGUAGUCAUUUUAUCUGCAUCAUGUUAAUCACCAAAACAGGUGAAAAAAUUGUUAAACUUAAUUGAGAACUGUAUCUUUUUUUUCAAAAAUUAAAGCUUCACACAUUUCUUUGAGAUGUUACCUUUUUUCUUGGUCUUGGAUUUAAAAAACCUGUUUUUGUCAACAACAACAACAAAAAUGUUAUUGCGCUGAACAAAGGGAAGUAAGACAGCAUGAAAAACAAUUACUCGAAAUAGAGCUGAUGCCUGUCCUCUCUUCGUUAAACGAUGGAGAACUUGAUGUUGAGUUGAAAACAUGAAAAUCUGCUUUAUGAAAUAACUUAAACUGUGGAGUAAACAGUUGUCGGGUAACAGAUUUUGAAAAAUGAGUGCUCCUUGGUGAGAGAUGGCUUAUAAAGCUCACUGGCACCAAAAAACUUUUGUUUUCAUUAAAAUGAGUUAGUGGGUGUCUUGGUGGUGAGACACAGAUGACAUUUAAUUAAGGCCUAAAUGUUUUUACACAGAUUUACAUGUAUGUAUAUGUAUCACAGAAUGGUUUAUAACUGUGAAAGAGGAUAAAAUGGGAUGCCUGUUAUCUGUGACAACACCAUGAGAAACUUGGAAGAACAGAAAAAUACAAGAAUUGUGAGCUUCCAAUUAACAGUCCUAGAGAAGUCAAUAUGUAGGGUCAGCAAUAGUACAGUUGGUACCUACACUUCUGGUCAUGUGACUGGGCUGUCAAUGGCAAAAAUGACCUCAAUAUUGUCUGUACUAUUAUGAUAAGCAAUAUGCAUUUGUCAGAUUCUUUAUAUUUUGUAUAUGCAUUUUGUCACAUUCCAUUAUCUUAAUUUUAAUAAAACUAUAAGCAUUCUUGAAAUUUGUG
Pomacea canaliculata is the source of this 2663-nucleotide messenger RNA. RefSeq names its product glucosamine-6-phosphate isomerase 1-like. Gene Ontology annotation, cellular component: cytoplasm. Gene Ontology annotation, biological process: N-acetylneuraminate catabolic process; N-acetylglucosamine catabolic process; D-glucosamine catabolic process. The record is from RefSeq and is a predicted model, not a curated record. Gene Ontology annotation, molecular function: glucosamine-6-phosphate deaminase activity; identical protein binding. The transcript is spliced from 6 exons. The coding region runs from base 178 to 990 and encodes 270 amino acids. Lineage: Eukaryota; Metazoa; Mollusca; Gastropoda; Architaenioglossa; Ampullariidae.